This is a messenger RNA of Aspergillus steynii IBT 23096, 1279 nucleotides long. RefSeq lists its product as uncharacterized. The record is from RefSeq and is a predicted model, not a curated record. The transcript has 2 exons. The coding region runs from base 1 to 1191 and encodes 396 amino acids. NCBI's taxonomy places the organism in Eukaryota, Fungi, Ascomycota, Eurotiomycetes, Eurotiales, Aspergillaceae.
AUGCCAUCUAUUAACCAGACCCACAACCUCUCCUACAUCCUUCCUCUAUUCACCUAUCUGCAUGACAUAGACGACGCCCUGCAUCUUGCCCGGACCUGCAAGGCGAUCUACACAGCCUUCGACGACUAUUACACCCGAGCCUGGAUCUUCGGCAGCAUCAUUAAAAACGCGCCUCACCACGAACAUGACGCUCGCCUCAGCGGCAUCCAAAUGCUCCGCGACGCCUUCCACUGGGGUCGCAUCCCCGCGCACGCCUACACCCGCCGCCACGACUUCCUUUCCGGCUUCAAUUUCCACCUCGACGCCGAGUCCAUCUUCGCGAUCGUCUGCCGCUACUACGCCCUCCGCACCCUCUUCUCCCUCUACUGCCGCAAGUCCAUCUACCGCGUCUACACCUCCGACUGGAAGCCCUCCUGGGACAUGGACUCGCUCGCCAAGGAGCGCUACCUCGCCGACACCAAUCCUUUGCGGCGCUCAACUAUCCCCCCAGCCCAUGUCAAAAUCAAACGCCUCACCCACGACCAGAAACACCGCGCCUACCUCCGCUUCUACAAGGCCCUGACCGCGCAGUGGUGCGCCCUCGAACACUUCUACCUCUCGCGCGCCUUCAUCUACCCCGACGACCUGGAGCAGAACGCCUUCAACAACCUCACGCUGAUGAAAUGGCGGUAUAACCCACAGCGCCCGCUAUCUGAGAAGCUCGACAUUCUCGAAGUCACCGAUUUCGUGUGGGAGUUCCUCCCCCGGAAGGUCUUCGACAGCGAGUCCCCUGACGCGUGUAACCCCGACGAUCCGACGUAUCUCGUCGAGCGCAUGUAUCUGCUUCGUCCGCCGCAGAUCAUCCAGUUCGUGGACCUGGCGCUGCGGGUGUCGCCGAGGCCGCUGCCGAGGCGGUUUGCGUUGUUCGAUGAUCUGAUUACCGAGUAUCAUCGGUUCGAUGGGGAGACUGUGGGGUUGAGUGCGGAUGAUUUCGCGUUGAUGGAUCUAGAGGAUGAGGUGGCGAAUUACGUGUGGAGGGCUGGGGUGCCCGGGAAGGAGCUGGGGUUUGUGCAGAGGGGUACGGAUCUCUUGACGGCUUGGUAUCGAUAUCGGGCGCAGGCGUGGUGGUGGGAUUGUCGCGGUUUGGUUCUUUUCAGGUCGGAGGGGGCGAGGCUGUUGGUGAACAGGAUGAUGGAGGUCGAGAUGAAGUAGUUGGUUUUGGUCUGGUGGGCUGGGGUAUGUCUAGAGAGUUGAUUCUACAAGCUUGAUAGAGGCUUGACUAUUGAGGAUUGGAUUGCUG